Molecule: messenger RNA, 1209 nt
Organism: Asparagus officinalis (garden asparagus)
Lineage: Eukaryota; Viridiplantae; Streptophyta; Magnoliopsida; Asparagales; Asparagaceae
Product: phosphoribosylglycinamide formyltransferase, chloroplastic-like
Exons: 6
Coding region: 145-1050 (301 amino acids)
Biological process (GO): 'de novo' IMP biosynthetic process
Cellular component (GO): chloroplast; cytoplasm
Molecular function (GO): phosphoribosylglycinamide formyltransferase activity
Source: RefSeq, a predicted model, not a curated record
AUUAACCCAAAAUUUUAACCCUUUCAAUACCCUGCUCUCAUCUUCGCUCCGACAUCGCCGACGAAUUUUCCAUAUUUUUGACAACUUCGGCGAUCUCUGAGCAACUUAGUGAGGCCUCGGCAAAAAAGAAAAUUUCGUAUUACAAUGGAAGCUUUGAGCUCAACUUCUGUAACCAGACUUUCUCCCAACCCAAAUACAAGCAAUGCAAUCCAAAUUCCUCGAGUUUCCUCAUUUAGUAUUUCAAACCCAAAACAAAAUCUCGGCAAACCCCAUUUGGUUGCAAAGCUAGUAAUGCAGGAGAUGGGGAAUGAGACGCGGAGGUUUGAGUGCCGGAGCAGUUUCCAAGAAGCUGAGUUUUCUGCGGAGAGUAAAAUGGCUCAACAUUUCGAAAAUGCAGUCAGGAGGAAAAGGCUUGCAGUUUUUGUUUCCGGUGGAGGUUCGAACUUCCGAUCGAUUCAUGAGGCUACAUUAGGUGGUUCAAUCCCUGGCGACGUCGUGGUGUUAGUCACAGAUAAACCUGGCUGCGGGGGAGCUGAAUAUGCAAGUAAUCAUGGUAUCCCAGUUAUUUUCUUUCCUAAGACCGAAUCCUCACCUGAGGGAUUAUCAGCUGUUGACCUUGUCACUAGUUUAAGGAAUUUUAAUGUGGAUUUCAUUCUCCUUGCCGGUUACCUGAAACUUAUUCCAGGUGAAUUGGUUCAGGCUUAUCCAAAAUCUAUUUUAAACAUUCAUCCUUCUCUUCUUCCAGCUUUCGGAGGAAAAGGAUUUUAUGGUCUAAAGGUGCAUAGAUCUGUCAUUGCUUCAGGGGCAAGGUACUCAGGUCCUACAGUCCACUUUGUGGAUGAAAAUUUUGAUACUGGUAGCAUCCUUGCCCAGAGGGUGGUGCCUGUGUUGGCAAAUGACACUGCAGAGCAGUUGGCUACUAGAGUCCUACAUGAGGAGCACAAAGUCUAUGUGGAGGUAAUUUCAGCUUUAUGUGAAGAGCGAAUAGUUUGGAGAGAAGAUGGUGUUCCUCUUAUAAGAAGUAGAGAGAAUCCAGAUGAAUAUAGUUAGUUAUAUCAAUUGGCUUGAAAUCCAUCUUUCUCUGGUUAUUUAAUCACAUUUCAUACUAUUUUCUGGUUUGUUUCUAGACUUGGCCCCUGUGUGUCAAUCAAAUUUUUGAUUGAUAAUUGUACUAAUUCUGAUAUAUAAUUUAGAACAAUUUGGUGUAAA